Molecule: messenger RNA, 2323 nt
Organism: Protopterus annectens (West African lungfish)
Lineage: Eukaryota; Metazoa; Chordata; Ceratodontiformes; Protopteridae
Gene: NXPH4
Product: neurexophilin 4
Exons: 2
Coding region: 289-1053 (254 amino acids)
Molecular function (GO): signaling receptor binding
Source: RefSeq, a predicted model, not a curated record
GCCCCUUUAAGCAGAAGCAGCAGGUUUGGAUGGAGGUCGUAAGUAGAGUGGUACUUCGUGAUGUCCUUUGGUUCGCACUGAUGAUCCUGUGUAGAUGAAACAUUAACUUUCUUUCCUUUCCUACUCCCAUAUGGAUUGCAGUCUCCCCACCCACUGAGACCUUUCCCAGACACCUUACUCACUAUUUUCUGGGAUCCUUAUCAUCAUCUUUAAUGUGACAGGAAAUAAACAAAAGAGGAAAGGGGUAUUUUGUUGGAUUGUUUGACAGGAUUUAUAUCUCUUUGGAGAAUGAAGCUGUUCUACUGGAUAUCUAUAAUCUUCAGCAACUGGAUUCUACACAAGGUAGUAUGUACAGAUGACCACAUGCCAGAAGCAUUGGGACACCUUGACCUGGCAGCCACAGGAGUCAUAAAAGGCUUGCCAUAUGGUUUGCCAAAAUCACCACCAUUAACCAAUUCUAAAAUAUUCUCAGACAACCCUCUUAAAUCAAAGACAGAUACCUACAGCUUUCUGAAUCCAUGGGACUGGUCCAAAAAUCAGACGACUGCUUAUCCCAAACGAAAGAUACCAAUGAAAUCAUCCAGAACCAAGAAGAUUUUUGGGUGGGGGGACUUCUAUUUCAAUAUAAAAACAGUCAAGUUUAGCCUUCUGGUGACUGGCAAAAUCAUAGAUCAUAUCAAUGGCACUUUCAGUGUUUACUUCCGUCACAACUCAUCCAGCCUUGGGAAUGUCUCCGUUAGUAUUGUCCCACCAAGUAAAGUGGUGGAUUUUGAUAUUCUCCAGCAAUCAACAAUAGAAACCAAAGAGUCCAAGGCAUUCAAUUGCCAUGUGGAAUAUGAGAAGACAAACCAUGCUAGGAAGAACAAACCAUGUCUAUACGACCCAUCCAAGAAUUGUUUCACAGAACACACACAGAGUCACGCUGCAUGGCUCUGUGCCAAGCCUUUCAAAGUCAUCUGCAUAUUUAUCUCUUUUUAUAGCUUUGACUACAAACUGGUGCAAAAAGUAUGUCCGGACUAUAAUUUUCAGAAUGAGCCCCCAUAUUUUGGCUGAAAGAUGAACCCCUUCCCUUCUCAGCUCUUACGUCUCUGGACCAGAAAAGCAAAGACUAGCUUUGGUGGAGACCAGGAUUACAGCUAGUUGAAAGUUAUUGUAUAAAUCUUGGGUUUAUUGUACAGUAAUUUUAUACAGUUCACAGUGGUAAACAGGGGGUAAGGUUUUCAACCUAGGGAUUUUGCCUGCAAAAAUAUGCCAGAUUUAAAAAUAUCACAGUUUGUCAGACGAGUCCAGAAAAGACAGAAAAUACUUUAAAUAAGAGAGACAGGGAGUCAGAAAGUGAGAUCAGAGGCAGAUAAGAAGAAAGAGACAGAAUGCCCAAAUAUUUAGUUUCUAAUGGUUAAUAAAUCACAGAAUUUCUGUUGUUGUAAAUGUAAAUUAUGCUUUCCAGAAGCACAACCCAAAAAUGUGAAUCAGUCACAUCUGUAAUAUUAUACAGCCUCCUCCCCCAGCACCAUGUUGAAACACUAAUAUGCAACAACUUUUGCUGUAGGUGAGUGGGAGAUUUUACGAUGUAGACAAUGGCCCUCACCUAUGGCCUGAAAUAAGACCAGUAUUGAUCACUUGAUCUACAGUCUGAUAUCAAGAUAGUUUUUAAUUCUAUCAGUCAGUUUAAUGUUAUAUUGCACUAACAUGGCUGUUUUAAAUAUCAGAAGUUCUUUGCAGUUUCCUUAUUUCUAUUGUAGAAAACACAAUGGUAAAAAACAUACAUACUUUUGGAUUUACAUAAGCUAAGAACUACUCAGUACCCCUUAGUGCAUUAAAAUGGUUCUUUUCACUAAACCUGAACUUUCAAAGGGAACAUGCUACAUUUCUAAUGAAGAAUGCAAUACCCUGAUGUAAAGGAUGUAAAGCCACCACGUGAAAAAUAUCAAGAUCUGCUUCUUGAUGUACAGCUUGCAGAGUCUUUGUUUAUGUUAAUGAUUUGUCUGAUAUUUAAGAAUGUAUUAUAAAAUAAAUAUAAUAUUUAAAUGAGAAAACUGAAGAGUGUCAAAUACCUCAUGCUUCAAAAUCAGUCUGUAAACUUAUACUUUGAAGCCCUCUGGGUGCCAGUAAGUUCAAGAAGCCUAGAAUUGACAGCUUACUUUCGGAGGCUUUUAAAUAAUGCUUCAUAUUUCAUAUAUUUUUAAUGAAUUUCCUGUAUAUAAAGGACUUGUUUAUACAAAUCACACAUGGAGCUGGUCAUUCUUGCUAUGAUAGUAUUCAAAUGUUGGCUCGAACUCCAUCACAACUUGUACAUUGCAAAUAUACUGUCACUAUAAUAAGA